GCGGUGGCAUCGAUUGAGAACGCGCGCGCGCGUGUUUGGAAAGAAGCGCCUACCAUGGUGGGCGUGGACUCCUCCAGCCCCGAGUAGUGGAAGUCUCCGAGGGUCUGAUAACCACCGCGCGCGCGUGCGUGUGAAAGCCCACCCCCUCCUCUUCUCCACCAUCCUCACACUCCCCAGUCCGGACCAGCCACCAACUUCAUUACUUCAUCAGUGGCCAGACUUGCGAGGGCGCCCGCAAGAAGUGAACCCACGAAGAGGAAAUAUUUUCGAGCCCACCAUCCCCUCCCCCCCAAAUUUUCCUCUUUCUUUCCCUCUCUCGGCGGACUUUGUGUGAAACGGAGCUUUGUUUUUGGUUUGUGGAGUAUUUUCCUGUUGGUCAAGUCAGGUCGUCAGGUCUCUUUCUCUCUACCCCCAUCGUACCUCGUGCGUGUCGACACGGAGUGCUCACAUGCUGCUACUGCCAACAGUCAAUGAUGUCCUCAACUUUGGUGGAAACUGUCUCCAUCAACUAUGAAGACUUCAAUGACAGUUUCCUAACCUGUGGCACCUGUCUCUGCACCUAUGAUGGCAGUGAUCGUACUCCCAAACUCCUGCCCUGUUCUCACACCGUGUGCAAGAGCUGCCUUGAGCGCAUCAUUCGCUGCACAGACAUUAGAUACUGGUUCCUUCCGGUGCCCGAUAUGCAGAGAGACUAUUCAUAUGCCUCAAGGAGGUGUCACAGCCUUUCCACCAAGUUUCAUUGUCAACCAACUUUUAGACCUAAUGGCUCAACAGAGACGUGACGUCAUCCCCAAAUGCUCUGUUCACACCAACCAAGAGCUGCUUUUCUGUGAGACGUGUGACAUUGUAUUUUGUUCUGUAUGUGUCGACUGUGGCUCCCAUAGUGGCCGGGGAGCCAGCGAACACACGGUGAUACCAUUUGCUAUUGCCAUCAAGAGAAUGUCAGAGAUUCUCCUGUUCAAGGCACAUCUUUGCAUCAAGAAUUUGAAUGCUGCUUAUGAAGCGGUUUCUGAUGAACUGCGACAGUUGGAACUUUCUGUGGACAAAACAUUGGAUUCUGUCAACAGGUCUUUCCAAGAUGUCAUGGCAGUUGUAGAUAGGCGGAGACAUGAAUGCUUACAGUGGGUGCGCAAGAUCAGGGAGGAGAAGAAAAACAUUUUAAAAGAACAGCUGGACCUUAUACAGGCCGAGAAAGACAAAGUCCAAGGAGAAUGUGAUGGUCUUCAGUAUCAGGUGGAGGUACGAAACAUCACCAAAAAGAUCUCUGACCUCAAUGAGAAGCUUGAUACCACCAGCACCCUCUCAGAGCCACGAGAGAACUCAUUUUUGAAAUAUGAAUACAAGCAUAAUGAUGCCCUGCGAGAAAUUGCCAAAGCUAUUGCAAAUUUUGGACACAUCAGUGUAAGCACAACAUUCCCUGCACUCAGCACAGCAAAGAUCUUCCCAACAACAGCCCAUCUCCGUUCAUCUGUCAGAAUCACAACGGUUGACUAUCAUGGGAAUCCACGCAUAUCAGGGGGUGAUCCUAUUGUCGUUGAUUUACGAACAGAGAAAGGGGAUGUUGUUGAAACAAAGAUCAAAGACAAUGAGGAUGGAACAUAUGAUAUACUUUAUUUACCCCAGAAAUCUGGGAAACUAAAACUAUGUGUCAGUAUAUUUAGUCGGCCGAUCAAAGACAGCCCAUUUUCAAUUGAAGUGUCUGAACAUAUAAACCCAGUUGCAAAAUUUGGAUCCCGAGGAUCAGGACUAGACCAUUUUUGUCAGCCUGUCCGUGUGUGCAUUAAUGCAGAUGAUGUAAUUUACGUGCUGGACACAGGAAACAGUCGCAUCAAGGUGCUAUCUGCAGAAGGACAGGUCUUAAAGGUUCUUGGUUCUGCAGGGGUUGAAAACCAAAGUGCUACUGGUAUGGCAAUGACACCAGAUGGAAACAUUGCUGUGAUAAACUGGAGAACAAAACUUGUCUCUAUUCUUAGUACAGAAGGGGAGGUACUGAAGCAGUUCACUAAUCCAGGUUUUCAAGAGCCCAUUGACAUUACAGUCAAUAGUAAAGGGGAGUUUAUUAUUUCUGACGCAGGCGCCGGUAAGAUUUUUAUUUUUGACACAUCAGGCAAUCUCCUUACAACAUUUGGUAGCCAUGGUGACAAAGAUGGUCAGUUCAAACUAAUAUCAGCUAUAGCUGUGGGGAAAAAUGAUGAAAUCCUUGUUGCAGAUCAUCGCAUACAAGUCUUCAGUAAGGAUGGAAAGUUUUCUCGUCGUUUAAUUGACUCGGGGAAAGGCCAGUUUGGUGGCAUUUGCAUAGAUGGAGGGGGCCACAUCCUAGCCACCAAGACAGAAAAAGGCCGGAGCUAUGUGCAAAUUCUCAGUGGAGGUGGCAAACCUCUAUACAUACUUGACAGUUCUGAUGAUAAACUUAAAAGGCCAAGUGGCCUUGGUGUGAUGUCUGAUUAUCGUCUGGUGAUUGCAGACCUCGGCAAUGACUGCAUCAAGAAAUUCCGCUACAAGUAAUUAAGGAGAUUAGUUCCAAGGUAUGCCAGAUUUUCUGUCGGGAGAUGCUUACCAGUCAUCUUAAGAGAACUUUCCUAUCACCAGCUUUUGUCAUCAAACCAUUUUUUUUCUCACACCUCUUCAGUAUGAUCGAGCAUGCCUUGUUCCAAGUUUUCACAGGUGCAAGCAUCUCUGGUCCCAAACAAAUAUUUGCUUCAGAAACAGAAGUGUUGGGAAGGGGGGAAUAAAUGUUUGUGAAAAUCAAGACAUUAUCUUUUUAAUAUCAAAGACCAUUAACUGGAUGAGAAAGUGCUGCAAGGGCUUAAUAAUAAUCAUAAAAAUGCAUGAUUUAUAUAGCACAUUGUGAUGCUUAUGAAGGAACAUGCCCUCAUCACAUCUAUUUAGAAAAAUGCCACUUACCUAUGUUUUGGUGUAGAAGUAAUAAGCAAACUACAAAAUGUUAACACUGGUUUUUGUCCAGUCACUGUUGAAUUAAUGUGUGUCUAACUACCUGUAGACUUUGGAUUCUGUUUUACAAAAUAGAAUCAUUAUGGUAGAUGCUAUGUCUGCAGUGUGUACAAGUAACUAGACUAGAUAAUGCUGGCUUAUUAGGUUUUAGGAUCAGAAUAGUGCAUUCAUGGAUGCACAUGCUAUGGACCACUGACUUCGUGCCCAUGCUUUGAAAUGGCAGCACAUGAGCAUUGUGCUCUAUGUUCAGUGUCCAGUUCUGACCUUUAAGGAUUUUUGCAACCUUUUUUUUUCCACAGGGCAGUCCGGUGGUGCAACAGCACCUGUCACCAAUACAGUAAGGGUUGGCUGUCCUGGGUUCAGUUCUUGUCUCUGGCAUGCUGUUCUUUCUCUGCAUAUGGCAUAUGUUUAUAGGGCUGGAUGCCUUGCCAUGAUAUAGCCGUAGUUGCUAGCUUGGCAUAAAACACCAAUUCUUCCCACCUCCUGUUUUUUUCUAACUCGGUAAAUCUCUCUAUAUGCUGCAAUUUCAACAUUCCCUGUGGUAAGAGUGCUAUUACUGUAAAGAUCCAAGUGUACGCUCCAUUGUGCAAACAGAACACACUACUGUAAUAGAGGGAAAUUUCAUAUAUGUUAGGGAUUUAGCACUAAUGACCCUCAGUGAUUGAUUGUGCAUAGCAUAUGUGUCCAUGAGUGAGGAUAGGGAAUAGUGCCAACUUGCAGUUUUCAUCGCAUUUUAAUCAUCAAGUUUAUAGAUAGACCAGCAAUUUUUGUUUUAAACAUAUAUCAGGAUGUAAGUUUCAAGAAAAGAUAUUCAAUAAAUUUGUUUACAUGCUGGAAGUUUAUGGAUAAGAUGGCUUUAAAAAUCAAAGGAAGUUUUGUAGAUGUAUAAUGUUUCUGCAUGUCUUUUUAUAUAAAGACCUGUUUUCUUGUAACAGGUUUUGCACUUCUUCACAGAAAGAUAAGCCAUCUUUAUUUUUAAAUAUUCUGAUCAAGGAAAUAACUUGAGCUAAAUUUGUUGGGUUUUUUUUCCUAGACGUCCAGUGUUUAGCGUAAAGAGUUGUCACUAUUUACAGAAAUUGUAAGAAAAGAGCCUCAUAGUCGAAAUAGCAGGAGUUCUGUAAGACUAAACAAGUACCUUUUGUAACCCAUUUUUUCAUCAGUUAAUGUGAACAAAUGUUUUGAGUCUCCUGUUGUCACAAUUCAGUGGGAUGAAAGAGAGGGUUAAAUAAAUGGAAUGUGUAAAAGAAUAAGCAGUUAAUAUGGGGCUGCACCCUCUUCUGUUGUAUUUAAAAGGAGGAGGUAGAGAAGCUAAAGGAGAAAAUAGUGAAUUACUAAGAAAUCAAGAAUUGCAUACCUUGCAGGAAUACAUACAAGCAGACACAACUUAAUGAAAAAAGUAUAAAACAAAAAAAUAUUAUAGGCCAUAGUUGCUGUAUACAUAUGUACUAGACUACUAAGCUCACCUGUUCACAGCUUCAGCAGAGAUUUAAAGCAUCCAGUUUUCUUUUGAGGAUGUGUAGUGACUGAUCUAAAUUUGCACAUUUUUCCUUCAGCAAAAAUUGAUUUCUAUAAAAUAUCUGUUUUUGAAUAAAAGUGUGUUUCUGUCUAGAAUUUGACUAACAUUGGAUUUUCCAUCAUGCAAGCACGAUCCACAGAGUAUAGUACUAAUUAAGUACUUAACCUACAUUAAACUUUUGAAGAGGACCUAAGAGUGAGGGGGAAGUGAGCUAACUAUCCAUGUAGAUACAUAAUAUUUGCUGAACUCCUUUUCUGUAAUUAGGAAAUGUUGCAUGUCCCAGUUUAAGUGAUAUAAGUGUCAUUGUACAAUCAUGAGAACUAUGGCUAUGUGAGCUUUUGAACAAACCACUGUGGAUCAUAAGCUUUGUAUCAGUUGCCUGAGGUAACACUAUGCCUGGGCAUUUUUAUGUUGUGAUCUGUUGCUGGCUUUCAUAUAUGUGCACCUCAUGUGCAGCUUGAGAUGUAGCAUUAGUAGUGCAAUAUCACACUGAGCUUGUGUGUGAAAUGUUUUAAAAUUGUGUGCUGUUGGUUGAGACUUAUCAAAGGCAGGAGUAUUGUAGAUGUAACAUUAUUCCGACAAAGUAUGCACUGAUUAAACAAUUUCAUUCACUAAGCAAAUGCAUGUUUUCACCAAGAGUAGUGUUGAAUUGUCAAAUUCCAAAUUUCAAGAGAAAACUAAACACAACAAAGUUUCAUAAAUAAAACAACUUUAUAUAGGUAGAAUGGUUAACAUUUUGCAAAAUCAUGUUGUGUCUGUUGAAGGAUUGGCAUCUGUUUGCAAGUACUGUUAAUUUAGUUUUGUAUUAGUGUUCUGUAGGAAGUUUAGUAGGCUUAGAGAUGGAAAUUCAGGACUACCGUUUUCAGUCUUUAAAAGCUUCUGUUCCAUGUACCAAGUUUUAUUGUUUAAUUAUUUGGCUGUGAAAACUGCAUUGGAAAGGCAUAACAGGAUAGUUUUUUCCCAUAGCAAAUAUGGCACAAGAUCUUUAAUAAUUUAUGUGAAACUGAAAAGGAAAGUUUUUAAUAGCAUAGGCACUUUAUUAUUCUGCUGCUUGAAAUGGUUCUAGAGAACAUAAAAUAAGCUGUGCACAUUAAGGUAGAAAGUAUUCAUACAUUUGCUCACUGAGUAUUAAAUAGACUUUUACACAAAAUUUAUUUAUAUUACCUACUUGGCUCAUUUUUCAUUGACAGAAAAGUGACUGUGGCAAAGUACACUUUUAAUAACCUGUGUUUUUAUUUUAUUCUCAUACUUUACUUUUAUUUAAAAGAUUUUUUUACAUUAUAUCUUUUUAUCUUUGAACUUAACUAAUUUUGAAACUCAUGAAGCUUGAUGAUGUGGGUAAUUCACAAAUAUAACAGUUAUCACAUAUAUUGAUGUAGUCAUUAUUCUUGGUAUUUUUCAGUGAUAUUUAUGUCAUGGUGUAAUAUAGCUUUGUAACGAUCACCAGAACAUGUUCACAGCUUGUGAAAUAUGCCAAAGAGAGAUUUCCUAACAUUUCCACAACCAGCUCGUUAAAUAUUCCCAUCAUUUCUCUUUCUCUCUCAUGUACCUGGCGUUUUCUUUCUUACACUCUUUGUAUUCUCCUCUUUUAUGUCUCAUAUACAUGCUAUGCAAUAUUCAAAAAUAAAUUUCAUUUCAUGCUUCAUGAAAUAUCAAAUCAUCCCAGGACUGCUAGUGCAGUCUUCUGUUAUAGGUUUUAGUUUCAAUCUUAGUUCUUAGUAGAGGUUUUCUGAUCUAGUUAAAAGAUUAUCUGUGUGAUAUCUUAUCAGUUGGCAUUCUUUCAGCAUCAUUGUUCUGUGACCAGGUUAUAUAUUACCACAUUAGAUUUACUAUUUGAUGUAAGUAGCUCACUACUUUAAAUCUUCAUAUGUGCAGUUAUUAAACUGUAUGUUGUAUGUUAGGCAGAUUAAGCAGCACUUGGUGAUACAUUGCAAUAGCUGACAAGAAGGUUGCUAUUUUAAAACAUGACUAGCAGUCGCAUUUCAUUUCUUCAUUAUUUUUUGUGGCAUAGCUGUGCAAACUAUGUAAGUGAGCGAAACCUGGUGCACACACAGCAUCAGCAGGGGUUCAGUCAACAGUAAUUGUACAUAACCCAAAGACUGUAUGUCAUACACUUUGUUUUUAACAAGAGAUGAUGCUAGCAGGAAGGAAAUUCUUAUCAUUCAGAGGUAUAAAUUUCACACUGAAGUAUAACAAUAGCUACAUCACAAGUGAGACUUGAAAUGGGUGCAAUUCACUCAUAGAUUUUCAGGGAACCUAGCAGAAGAUUGUGUUCCUAUUAUGUGCUCUCACAAUUCAAACAAAUUUUUUAAAAGUUUUUCUUUAUGGCAUUAUGGUAAUUAGUAUAUCAACAUCACAUGUAAAAACAUCUGCACUAUUAUAGUACAUAAGAAGCACCUGAAUACCCUCACUGCCUGCACCUCUAGCAUUCCAACCUGGCUCUUAAAAUAAAUUUCUGUAAAAAGCAAAUAAGCAGUUAAUUUACAGGCUUUUACAGAUUCCAGUUUUCUAAAUUUCCAAGCAUCAAAUUUUUUGUGACGGUACCAAAGGUUUUCACAGUAAACUUCUAUAGGUAUUUUAUAACUAUAGGUAUUUUAUAGUAGUAAAUCUCAGCAUUAUUGUUAUAGACAUAUUAGCGCUCCAGUCAGGUUUCUGUAUUAGUAUAUACUUCUUGCAUGCAUACCAGUACCAAAAUAGUCACCUUUUUGGCCUCUAAAACCCUUCACCAUAAUGUAUCCGUGACUGUCGUGAAUAAGAUCUAUUCAUUGUUACACUUUAUGGGGAUAUAAGAAAUAAAUGAUUUGUACUUCAAGCCUUAAAAUAUAUAAAACUAAGCUUGUAGUAAUGAACUGCAUGCUACAGAUGUGCAAAGAAAUCACUAAGACUUUAUUCAUAUAGUGAUACUUUUUUGUCACUGAUUGAACUCCAGUCAUAUUUUUUUGGUUGGGAUAUUUUUAAGAUAGUAGUAACUUAGUUUAUGACCGUCUUUACAUGUUUCCAGGCCCCACAGACUGGCCGCUACAUUCCCUUUUCAGAUCCCAGCAUAUUCCAACAAAUUUCACAUUUUGGGAGAAUCACUGAUGUUUUUCAUUAUGUAUUUUGCCCAGUGGAAGUGACAUGCAUAUCAAUUAAAUAUUAAUCGUUUUCCUCCCAGCGUCUUUACCAUCCAACUUCUCAAGCUUUUUUUUCAUCGUCUCCCUCCCAUUUCUCCCUAGUCUGCACUGUUCCACAUCUAGCCCAGUGAGCUCUAUGCUCAGGAUAGCAAUGUAGGAUAUCAUUAGUAUUCUUGUUCAUUAGAAGGAGCUGGUGUUUUUUAUUUGAUUGUUUAAGACAUUUUUAGUUUUAACUGUGAAGACUGGAAAUUAAAUUUCCAUCAGUCUUCAAGCAUCUCUAAUGAAAGUCUGUUACCACAAUGUAUUUGUUAUUAUUAUAACAUCAUAUCUUAUGAGUUUAUGAUAAGUGUAGUAUUUUUUUUUCUAUUUUCUUAUCAUAGAGUCACCAAACUUGAUUUCAUUCAUGAUAAGCACAGUUGUUUCCUGCACAAUAUUUAGCAAUGAGAAUGUGUUUCCUUGUUCUGAUACAUAGACUGUAUAGUAAUUACAGUACAAACUGAGCAUUUUUAAAGUACAUGACUGUUGCCUUGUAUUCAGAUGUAUAGAAAAUUAUUAAUUAGUAGACAUCUGAUGUGCUGAGUAUUUUUUAGAAUGCAAAAUAUUCUCUCAAACCAUUCCAUUAAUAAUCAACAUAUAGUGAGAACAUCCUUUUGCAUUUAGUGCCUGUUUCAUGGGUCAAAGAUGCUACCUAUGAUCUAAGUGUUCUGCAGAAGUAUACUUUUGAGGCAUUUUGAAAUUUGGUGCACUGCAUGCAGCAAAUUUCUGACUGUUUAUUUCUGCUUGCAUCACUGUUUUACAGUUUAGUGAAAUCUGCACUUUGAGUACACUGGCCAAACAAAACAAAAUUUCCUUGUGAUUGGCACAAAAUGAGAGAGUGCAGCAUUUUAUCAGUAAACUGUCAAUCCUACCCUGUUAUCAUGAGUGUUCAGAAGUUACAGCAGCAUAGAUAUCAUCGCUGUGCACAAGUAAAUGAAGCAACAGUGUUUGUUUCAUUUUGCAGUACUUUCAAUCUUUUAACUUUUUUACUUACUGUUUUGUGGUUGCCUUUGUGCUGGAUAGAAAUAUUAUUGAAGCAAUGUUGAGCACUGGGUUAUUCACAGACCUGUUGGUGUUAAGUCUUUAAUUGCUCUUCAUAUGUCAGGCUAAGUCUUCCCUGAUAUUCACUGCCAUGGCAUGUUCAGCAGGAUGAACUUUCAAUGUCUGUACUCUCGCUGUGGUAUAGUCAUCAUCGCUGAUGUGGCAAACAAACACCAAAAUUUAAUCCAUCAGAAUCUGUACUAUGAACCAAAUCCUGUAGCAGGUUCCAAACAUGCUCUUGUAAAAUUGUUGAAAAAUGGAAGAGUCAGCAGGGCUUCUUUUGAUUAAAAAAGAAAGCUGUCCUAGAUGGCAGUGAGUUUAGAUAAAGAUCUGUAUGCUUCAGUUAUGCUUUUGAUUUGUUAAAUACAGUUACAGCACAGGCAGUAUUGAUGCAGUUGGGUUCCUCUUUAUGUAAGCUAUUUUUGUUGAUCACCUAUAAAUUUAACUUUUAAAGUGGUGAUGUGCUGCUCCACAGUAAAAGGCAUCAGUAGCUGCUUUCACAUAUUGUUUUUCCUCUUUCACUUUUAAGAACAUCCAAUGAUUUCAGAAAAGGCAGGUAUUUAGGGCUUCAGGUACAGGCUUCAGCAAGGAAGUCAGUAUGAUCGCUUUUCAGAGAGCAGUCAUGCAGCCUGACAAAAUGUAAACUACAUUGUUCUCACACCAUGCCUGCUUAUAAACUUAUAAUUUAAAGAACUUAGGUCACUUCUGACAUUCAUAAGAUCCUAUUCUUUCUGUAGCCUCAUAACACUGGAAUGUUAUUCUCAAGAAAAUUGAAAACAUGAACAUGAAAAUUGUCAGCUAUGCAAAUGGUGGUGGUGUGAAAGUUCUUAGCCAAUGGUGAUCUUAUUUCUGACUACACCUGUGCAUCUGUGUGUGUGUGUGUGCAUGCACACUCACAUACAUUUGUGUGUUAAAGAAAUAUGAACUAGACAGGAAAAUAAAAUGUUUUAAUUUCUGGUAAAUUACAAGGUUGAUGUCUAAUUUGGUUUAUUAGACAUUCAGUUAUUACACGGCUAUUACUGAUCAGAAGUCCUGAGACAUGGACUUCAAUAGAUUUUCCCUCUUCCUUCCUUUGUCUUGUUUAAAUAAGUUUGCAACUGGGCUUAUUCAAUAUUGGCCUUGUGUAUGAAGUGGGACAAUCACCAAGGUCUGGGACUAUGUAAAACAUGCUGUCACUGAUGGAAAACCAAAUUGGUAUGUAGUGAAUGUUAUCACAUUUUUCUCACUUUAGCAACAACACUCAUAAUAAUAAUAAUAAUAAUAAUAAUAAUAAUAUAAAUAUUCAUUUAUAGAGCACAUCCCCACUAACAAAGGUAAAGCUUAUUGUCCAGUACAAUAGUGAUAUAACUAGCAAUGUACAGCAGUUAUAAAAAUAAAAGAUGAAUAAAUUGGAUUAAUGCCUCAAAAUUCAAUGAGAAUUUUAUGGACCACAUCUUCGAAAGCUCCAAUGCAGAUGUAUUGUACAUCUCUAUAUGGUAAUUCUUCAAUAUUUUCCUGCAGAACUAGUUAAUAUUAUUGGUGCUAGUUAACCAUUGCUUUCUACCUGCCAGUCCACUUUUCAGUAUUGUAUUGUGAUUCAUACAAAUACCAAAGGAAAUGAGGGUGUCAUUAACAGGAUGGCACAAUCACAAUAGACAUUAAAUAAUUCUCUUGAGGAUUUAUGUUUGGUAAUCAGAAAUCUAAAUGGACAGGCUCUUAAUACGCUGAACAGAGUUGUAGAGAUGUGAUCCUGUACACUUUCAAACUUGACUAGCACCCACUUUUUAGCAUGUCAAGUUUGUAUAAACUUUGGCAUCACAGCUCCGUCUUUUGGCCCGUGGAAGUCUGCCACAUACAGCAGUGUGCUACAAUUCCAAUAAGACCACUGCAAAACCCAGUGUCAUGCGUUUUUAAUAGGUAGCAUGGCACUAACUGUGUGUUCCUAGACUUUGAGGCCAUCACCACACUUAGUACAUUAGGCGUCAAAUCCUGCAUACCUUGUUGUAAAAUUUAUGAAAGCUCUAUUUAUUGCCUGUGCAUGAAUUUUUGCUAUAUCAUAUCAUAUGCAUUUGUUUGUCAGACACGAAGGCUUUGUUAUUCUUCGUCCAUAUCAUUAUGCACAAAAGCUGGUUCCUACUAUGUGACUGUUCUUACAUUUAAAAAAUUGUUAUUUUAAAUUAUCAUAAUAGUUAUUCUUGAUUUGACAUAUCUUGAGAGUGAAACAUUAUGCUGCUUUGUGAAGGUUCAUUUAGCUUCCCUUUUAAAGAAAACAAACCAGAGUAUGUUCAUUCAUAGAUAUAUGGUGAUGUAUUCCUCGAUAUAUAAUUCAGUGUAGAUGUCUCUUUAGACAAUUGAAAACUAGUACUACACUAGUAAAGAAACAAAUUCAUCUAGGUAUAUCAUGCUCUUAAACUCAGUUUGUUGGACUGAAUUUGUAUUCCAAGUUUAAAUUAAUGCAAUUUAAAUAAGAUUUUUCUGUUACAUAUUUGUUGUUCUAAAUUAUUUACUAGGGCCAAAUGAAUCUCAUAAGAGGUUAGUAAUACUAAUUUCUCAUUGAGUGACAGUAAUGAAGUCUUCAAGGUUUAGAGACCUUCUAUACAAAUGUUAGCUAUGUGUAAGCACAUAUUGUAGGUGUAAUAAUCCCUUUGAGGUGUCUUUCGUUAAUUUGACUUACUUAUUCAGUAAACAUUAGUGGAGUUAUUUACUAGAAAAUGGCUAGAGCAGAAAUAAAUCCGAAGAUAGUGGCUUUACCAGACUAAUUCUUUUGCUGAAAAUGUAUUUUUUACACCAGCUAAGGUCAAAAACUUGUAGGCUGACAGCAAAUAACGGCUUGUUAUUACAUAUCGGAGGACGAAGUGUUUUCUUCUGCUUGUAUUAAAUGCAACCAAGUGUUUUGACUCAAGAGUUUUUAGCAAGUGUCUGAAAUAAUCUGUGUCUAGACUUGUAUCUUAAGUCAAGGUUAUUUUAAAAUUUAAUUUUGUGCUUAUCCCAUUUCUAACUUCUUGUUUCUAUUCACCCCCAGUGGAGCAAAGGGACAUCCUGUCUCUAACUAGUUACUAGUUUCUUCCAAUCUGGAAUCGAAAUCUCAAUUUUGAGCUUUAUUAUAAAUUGCAAUCUGGCCAAAGUUAAAACAAACAGCAUUGAUUGUAUUUGUUUUUGUAUAUCAGAAAUAUUUAUUUUCAUCAGAUGUCUGUAUUAUUUAUGAUUAUUAUCUUGAAAAUGGUUAUUUUUAUUUUGUAAAAUAUCAGUCUGAGAAAAUAAACAUUUGUCAGUAAUGGCUUCAUUAAUUUGGUAAUAUUAAUCAAAGUGUCUAAAGAACAGGAUUUAUUUAUCUUCAUUGUUAAGUACAUUCUUUUAAAGAGGGGUGGCAGGUAUAACAUCACAGACUUGCAUAAUUCCAUUCGGGUCUGAGAUAGCAGUCUGUAGUACAGACAUAAGGAAUCAUGAUACUUUCCAUUUGGAGAUCUGUUGCUGUGAGGAACAAUUUGUUUUCUGUGAUGGUGUUUAUUAAUCUGAUCAAAUGAGUCGAAAUUUAGCACUGUCUGUAUCAUUUUUCCCCCUUCAUCAUCUGUGCAAAGGGGGAUUUUUCAAAUCAUUUUAUUAAGUGUUUUAAUUUGCUAUACAGCUAUGUCGAAUUUUACACUUUCAACAAAAUGAUCUAAUUGUUAAGAAAAACUUUUCUAGUUUUGUUUUGAUAGGAUUAUGAAAUGCAAAUGUAGGUUUCUUAUUUUACUGACAGUUUUUGAGGAUUUACCAGUUGUCAAAUUUUCAAAUCUGUAAUGCGAAAGACAGAUUUCAAGCUUCAGUUUUCAAGUAUUUUUGCUAAAGUUCAUGCUACUGUUUUUCGCUACCGCACCUAAUUUCAUUCCCUAAGCAUGGACACCUGUUUAUUUGCUGUAAGGAUCUGUAUUUUACUUACAAAUUAUGAGGCCACAUGGAGAGGGACCCUUUUUUCUUUUAAGUUAGAAAAUUUAAUUUGUGCUUUUGUAACACGCAGCAUCAUGACCAAGAUAAGUCACACUCUCUGCGCUGACCAGUAAUGAUAAAAGGAAGACAAUGGGGGGCUAGAUACGAAUAGGCACACUGAACACAUGCGGUGAAUGCCGCUUUGUCAUUACAUGGAAUCUUCGAUAAGUCAAUAAAGUUUUGCAUCUGAAAGUUAUUACGACAUCUGUAUAAGAAAGCUCAACAAAAUGGAAAAGAGCUUCCUAGGAGUAUAAUUUGCCAAAUCCAAAUUUAAUUCUGACAUUCUACUUUUGUUUCAGGAGAAGGAAUAGGUGAAAGACGACCUAGAUUUGUGUUUAUUGUACUGUUUUAAGUGCAAGAAAACAGAAGGAACAUUUUUGAAAGUGUAUUAGCUUUUGUCACAAGUUGAUGCUCUUUGAACUAUUAUGUUGAAUGCACUGGAUCUGAGCUUUCUAGUGAUGUAGAUGUGUAACUCCCUCCCCCUCAGAAGUGUUUGUGUAUACAUCAGCUCAGACUAGCAGUGGCCGGCUGAAUUAAUUUAUCCAUGUUUUGAUCUUUGUUUUUGAGUACCUGAAACAUUAAAGUGUUUACCUGCUA
Messenger RNA from Pomacea canaliculata, 13200 nucleotides. Its product is annotated as tripartite motif-containing protein 2-like. Gene Ontology annotation, biological process: protein polyubiquitination; proteasome-mediated ubiquitin-dependent protein catabolic process. Bases 562 to 2505 code for a protein of 647 amino acids. Lineage: Eukaryota; Metazoa; Mollusca; Gastropoda; Architaenioglossa; Ampullariidae. The transcript is spliced from 5 exons. The record is from RefSeq and is a predicted model, not a curated record. Gene Ontology annotation, molecular function: protein binding; ubiquitin protein ligase activity; zinc ion binding.